Molecule: messenger RNA, 1301 nt
Organism: Triticum aestivum (bread wheat)
Lineage: Eukaryota; Viridiplantae; Streptophyta; Magnoliopsida; Poales; Poaceae
Product: autophagy-related protein 2
Exons: 5
Coding region: 174-719 (181 amino acids)
Biological process (GO): piecemeal microautophagy of the nucleus; glycophagy; autophagy of peroxisome
Cellular component (GO): phagophore; phagophore assembly site
Molecular function (GO): phosphatidylinositol-3-phosphate binding; protein-membrane adaptor activity
Source: RefSeq, a predicted model, not a curated record
CUCCGCCUCCACACCCCUCGGGUUUGAAGCCCACACACGCGACCUCUCUCCCAUGUAACCGGCCGACAUGAGCAUCGCCAGCGGGAGAGCACGCAGCCCACCCCAACAGCAGCGGGGAGCUGGCCUGCCGCCGCCGCCGGGGAGGCGAUCCGGCGACCGGAGGAGAGGGCGCCAUGGCGCGGAAGCACGGCUGCAGCUCCCGGCCCACACCCUGCAGAAGCCUCAAUAGUAAAUUUGCGAUGGGAGGAGUGGGUGCGUGGGAGGAGAAGGCGGCGGCGGCGGUUUCGGUCUGUGAUCUGCUUCGACGCAGGAGGCGGCGGACUGAUCCGGCGGAAGUGGCUGCCGUGAGGAUGGGAGGAAGAAGCCAUCGUUGGCCGGCUGAGGGCCGGCAGGUCUGGAUCCGUGCUGAGUCUCCUGCAUCAGGUCUUCAACGCCCGCCUCCUCCUUUUUCCAACUCUCCCCUCUUGAUUCCCUGGUGUUAUUCCGAAAAUGCGACACAAGGAAUAAAGCAGGCUUAUGAAAGCUUUACUGAUGGACUUGGAAGGACUUCCUCUGCUUUGAUUGGGAACCCUAUUAACGUGUAUAAUCGCGGGGCUGGUGCCAGGUUAGCACUGACUACUGCAAUUUGUGGAGCUCCGGCUGCAGUGGUAGCUCCAGUAUCAGCAACUGCCCGUGCUUUACAUUAUGCACUUCUUGGUAUAAGGAACAGGUGUGCAUAAUGAUCUGGUAUACAACAAAAGCCAGGAAUUGAUGGAUGAGUUGGCGAGUCACUGGUCCAUACCAAGGCACGGAUGGUUGAAGGGGAUGCUGGAAAGGUUAUUUGCCAAGAGGCAGAGCGACUGAAGCCAUCAGUCGUCAUUAUUGGCACACGUGGUAGAAGCUUUAUUCAGAGGUAUCUGACUCCUAAACCACAGUUCAGUUCCAACUGCCUUAUUCAGAGGUAUCUGACUCCUAAACCACAGUUCAGUUCCAACUACGGCAGACUUUGAUAACCCAAGGACCUGAUGAGUUAGCUCUGUAGUUCACUGCCUUGGCCAACAUUGUAACUAUAUUUGACAGGAAAAGCCCAGUCUACAAGUAGUCAAGUAUUCUUUAUUGAAAGUCUGCAAGUAGUCAAGUAGUCUUACGAAAGGCCAUUCUAGAAGAUCUUUGCUUGUUGUAGCUAUACCAGUUUACCUCUUAUCUUUUUCCAGUAGCUAGCACUGUAUUUUAAUUCUCUUUGUGGCUUUGGCGAGAAUUUUUCUGCCGGCUCUUUUUAUUGUACCAAAUUAACUGCUUUGACUCUGAUGCUAUAAAGCUUU